Molecule: messenger RNA, 1524 nt
Organism: Nannizzia gypsea CBS 118893
Lineage: Eukaryota; Fungi; Ascomycota; Eurotiomycetes; Onygenales; Arthrodermataceae
Exons: 6
Coding region: 1-1524 (507 amino acids)
Biological process (GO): transmembrane transport
Cellular component (GO): membrane
Molecular function (GO): transmembrane transporter activity
Source: RefSeq, a predicted model, not a curated record
AUGGCUGAGCCGGGCUCUCCGGCUGGCGCUGCUGGUGGUAACCAAGCUGCCGCAGACCAGUCGAAAGUGAAGCAACUUUUCAAUUUUACUCAAAUUUUCUUCUUCUCCCUGACGUUUAUGUCUAGCUGGGAGUCGAUGGCCUUAAAUUUAACCGCUGUCUUUACCAAUGGCGGCCCUCGGGCUUUGGCUUGGGGUAUCAUUGUCGUCGUCGCUGGCGGGUUGGCUCAGUCUGCCUCAAUGGCAGAGAUGGCUUCCAUGCAGCCCAUUGCCGGUGCCCAGUACCACUGGACCCAUUACCUCGCUCCUCAAAAGCAUAGAAAAUUCAUUACUUGGAUGCAAGGCUGGAUUACCUGGUUUGCUUGGGUAUCACUCCUUGCGGGCGUGGCCAACACUACGGCCAAUAUGAUCCAAGGCCUAGUGACCGUGAAUUUUCCCGACUAUCAACCUGAGAGAUGGCAUCUUACAUUUAUCAUUUUUGCCAUGUUGGCAGUCGAAGGACUAAUGAACAUGUACACCUUCUGGCUGAUCCCAUGGAUCGAACUCCUGGCCGGAAUCCUACAUGUGGUUCUUUUUAUCGUCUUCGUUGUCGUUCUUGUAUCUAUGGCUCCUCGUCAUACCCCUGGCUGGGUGUUUGGAGACCACUCCUCAUCCUCAGGAUGGAACAGCGAAUUCAUAUCUUGGAAUUUAGGUUUACUUACACCCACUUGGGGAUUUGUAGGGUUUGACGGAGCCGUUCACAUGAGCGAGGAAGUCCGUCGAGCAAAGCAGGCUGUCCCCAGGUCUAUGGUCUGGACAGUUGCAACUAACGGGGUUCUUGCAUACGCAAUAAUAAUCACCAUCCUUUUUACCAUGGGCCCAAUUGACGGCGUUCUAAAGUCAAACUUCCCCAUUAUCGAAAUAUGUCGACAGGCUACUGGCUCCGUGAGAGCCGCAACAGCCAUGGUAUCGGGUUUACUCAUCAUUUCCCUUGCCGUUAACCUUGCUAGUAUUGCAUCAACAUCACGUCUUACUUGGGCAUGGUCUCGAGACGGGGGUCUUCCAACCUGGUUCUCGGCAAUUGACCAAAGACACUGUGUCCCCGUUCGUGCUGUCUGGCUUUCUAUUAUCAUCGUCAUGGUGCUCGCGUGCUUAAACAUAGCCAGUACUACUGCUUUUAGCGCAUUCAUCGCUCUCUCUAGUAUUGGGCUGUUUAGCUCUUACUUCAUCGCCAUUGGCUGCAUGGUAUUUGCGCGGUUCUCCCGAGAUCGCCCCCUAGAGCUCGGAGAGUGGAACAUGGGCAAGUACGGCCUGGCUGUCAACUUAUUUGCAAUGUUUUACACUGCAUAUGUGACAAUCUGGCUACCCUUCCCCUCCCUUCUCCCAGUUAGUGCGCAGAACAUGAAUUACUCUUUGCCAAUUUUCGCAUUUAGCACACUAUCUGCGGUACUAUAUUGGUUCAUCAGGGGCAAGAACCACUGGGGUGGCCUGAACAAGGAGGUUAUCCGAUUGGUUGUUGAACGAGGCGAACUGAGUUUGAUCAGCUGA